UUUCCGGCAAAGUGCACGAAAUUUUGCGUGGGAAAGUCGGAGCAUCUCAGAGAGCGCACCCCAAGGCUGUCGAGGCUGUCUAUCGCGGGCGCCAUCCCUUUCUCAGACUUUCCUCGGGCCUACUGUGUGCCUGGCCUAGUGGGCGAUACAAGCUUGCGCUGUGUGUUGGGGAAGGCUCGAAGGCUUCCUGGAGGAGGUGACUUUGGGCAGAAAACUAAAGGGCAGGUUCAUGCAUUCACUGAACGAGUAUUUGUAGGCAUCUACUGUGUGCCAGUCUUUGGGACCUUACGGCCCUAGUGCUGCCGAUUUGUACCAAAAUCCCUAGCCCCCGCCGUUCCCCUAGGAUGCAUUCACUCCACACAGGAGGGAUGCUAACCACAGCAGGGUUCGGGGUCCUGGGGUCUUGGCAAAUACGCUCGCUGGUGUUUGCACUCAUGCACGGUCUGUGGCCCCCGCCUCCUGACCCCCGUCAGUGCCGGGACUGGAGUGUGGAUGCCUCCAGAGCAACGUGCACGUCCCGCUUCUGCACACAGUAGGCGCCCAAAUUUUAAGGCAUACCUUGGGCCCGGCCCGCAGCUCCCGUCCAGUGCUGCGGAAGCGGCGCGGGACUACAUCUCCCAGCAUGCCCCCCGCGGCCCUGAGCGAGGCGAGGCACGGUGAGUCAGAGCCCACAGUAAAUAUUUGUAUUAGCCGGAGCCGGCUCGCUAAUGGUGGACGCGUGAGGUGGAGGAGCGCGCGGCGGCGGGAGGCCGGAGCGGGCAGGCGGCGGUGGCGCCAUGUCCGUGAACAUGGACGAGCUCAAGCACCAGGUCAUGAUCAACCAGUUCGUGCUGACGGCGGGCUGCGCGGCCGACCAGGCGAAGCAGCUGCUGCAGGCGGCCCACUGGCAGUUCGAGACGGCCCUCAGCGCCUUCUUUCAGGAGACCAACAUCCCCUACAGCCACCACCACCACCAGAUGAUGUGCACUCCUGCCAACACCCCCGCCACACCCCCCAACUUCCCUGAUGCCCUCACCAUGUUCUCCCGUCUCAAGGCCUCCGAGAGCUUUCACAGUGGAGGCAGCGGCAGCCCGAUGGCCGCCACGGCCACAUCGCCCCCGCCGCACUUCCCGCAUGCCGCCACCGGCAGCUUCGCGGCGCCCAGCUGGCCAACUGCGGCCUCGCCACCAGGCGGGGCACAGCAUCACCAGCUGCAGCAGCCGCCCCUGUGGACUCCGGCACCUCCUUCCCCGGCGUCAGACUGGCCACCCCUGGUCCCCCAACAGGCCGCCUCAGAACCCAGGGCCCACCCUGCCAUGGAGGCCGAGAGAUAAAGGAGGCCCCUCCCCCCUCCCGGAGGCCAGGACCCCGUGGGGCGGGGGAGAGGAUGUCUCUGCGGGCCCCUUCACCCUCCUCUGUCUGCACCCCCCUUCCCCGGAGCCCUGGAGGGGAGAGACCGGACCCUCGUGCCAGCACACAGGCUGCCCACACGCGUGUCUGGCAGCGCAGGCAUGCAGCACCCAGCUGCGGUGGAUUUGGUUCCCAGUCAUCUGGGUGCUGGUGGAUAGAACUUCAGAGAACAAGCAGCCUUCCCCAGAGGACUCGCCCGCCCCACCCCGCCCUGCCCCGGGGGGCUGCGGAGAACUGCCGAGGCAGAGACUCGGCCAGCUUCUGCCUUGGAGCUCCUUGGGGGCCGGCAGGCCUAGAUCCCAACCCUCGGGAAUGCAGAGCUUUCUCCGCAUGUGUGCGUGUAGCUGUGUCUGUGUAUUUAUAUGUAUGUCGUCCUUCAAGAAGCAACCUAGUUUAUGGGGCAGCUGGACUUUGCAUGUUAGAGUGAGCCCCCAAGUCCCUUGCCCGCCGUCCCUCUCCCCAGGGCCCUGCCCCUCUCCUCUGCCCCCUCGGCAGCCAGCCUUGCUGUUCCCUGCAGAGAAAAGGAUUGUGGGAAACUCCAGGACUCUUCCCACCCAUCCCCCAGUGCCUGCCUGCUGGGGCUGCCUGCAUGUCUCCCCCAGAGCCCGGGGGGUACCCCAUUACCAGUCUUUUCCCCCUUUUAACAAAGGAGAAGAAAGAGUUCCAACCCA
Camelus dromedarius (Arabian camel) is the source of this 2060-nucleotide messenger RNA. RefSeq names its product UBA like domain containing 1 (gene UBALD1). NCBI's taxonomy places the organism in Eukaryota, Metazoa, Chordata, Mammalia, Artiodactyla, Camelidae. The record is from RefSeq and is a predicted model, not a curated record. Gene Ontology annotation, molecular function: protein binding. The coding region runs from base 777 to 1313 and encodes 178 amino acids. The transcript has 3 exons.